This is a messenger RNA of Asterias rubens (European starfish), 3342 nucleotides long. RefSeq lists its product as uncharacterized. The transcript has 2 exons. Gene Ontology annotation, molecular function: protein binding. Lineage: Eukaryota; Metazoa; Echinodermata; Asteroidea; Forcipulatida; Asteriidae. The record is from RefSeq and is a predicted model, not a curated record. Bases 1118 to 3229 code for a protein of 703 amino acids.
ACUUAGAUGACAAAUUGUUAUGUCGUCAUUGUACACAAAAACAUGUCUCCUCGUUAGUCAAGCGAAACCCGUUAUGGACAUAAAUAGUCCCAAUUAGAUUGUAAAUAGUAUUCAUUAUACUAUUUACCAUUUUUGUCAUUAUCUGGGGGAAUAUUAGUCUUGCUAUAGGUCAUCCAAAAAUAAAUGGACUAUAGUUUAUCAUUGAAAAUAAAUGUAGAGACUACGUUUCUGAAACACUGAAUCAUCAUACUGUAGAUAAACAUACCUACAUGAAUUUGUAAAAAAAAGUAAUUGUAGCUAUAAAUGCAUGAAUAAAUAAAUGACUACGGUGUUCAAUUAUAAAUAUCCAUUAGGUUUGAAUCAGUAUCAGUUGCAGGUGUUUAACAUUUGUCUUAGUUCCCUGUCCUGUAACGGUUUGAUUCGCUGUUGCCGUUGGCCUCUACUGAUGCUUUAAGGGCAAUUAUGCUAAUCGGAAGACCUGAUCGCACAUCUGAAAAAGGGUAUAAUUUACAGAAAGAUUGCCAUGGUAUUUUGUCAGGUUACAUACUGCAAUAAUGAUAGACAAACUAACAGCUGUUUUAAAAUACCAGCUCAGAGCAGUUACACGUGCAGGCUUUAUAGUGCAUGUCCACGUUGUACAAAAUCCACCGACGUGGGUAGAUAUCGCCCACUUACAUGUGACUAUACAGUUCGUCAGCAGUAGAUAGCCGUGCAUUGGUCGUACCAAUCACUGUGGUAUCGCUAUGAGUUCACCAUGGCCGCUGUUUCAAUGCUGUUUGUGUUGGCCUCUCUCUCUCUCUCUCUCUCUCUCUGUUUGCGUCAUUGCUCGAUACGUGACGUCAGCACGAGCACAUUAGUAAUUCAUUGGACUGUCUGUUCGCCACCGUAGUCGGGUAUUCGUCGGGUCAAGCUAUAGGUAGCUACGCCGUGUUUAUAACAUCAAGGUAUUGGCAUCCUCAAUCACUGCCAAAGAGGGGUUUUUAUCGAUCAGGGGGUGUUAAACAUCAGGUUGAGGAACCGGUAGUAUGCGGAGAGAGAACAAUCUUGUAAAUGGCUGAACGUCGAUGCAGUAUUCUGACAUUUGCGACUAAACGAGAAGGACAUCUAGUAUGGUGGCAUGCUGCCUCUCACGCAACCUUCGCCUAGUGCAUGUCUGGAAGUGCCUUGUCCGGAUGUCCGUGCAGCAGAGACGGACCGAGAUGUAUCCGAAGAUGAAGGGUCACUACAGGAUGGAUACACGUCCGGAGAUGGGGGUCAAACAGAUACCGACCAGGUAGCAUCUAACUGGCUGGCCAAUGUCUUAGCAACCGUUGAUGCUUGUCAAUUCAAGCAGUUGGAACCCUACCCAACGACACUCAAUCACGUCGAGCAAGACAGCAACAACAACAACCUGUGUUAUUUUGAGCAGCUACCGGUGGAGCUAACCACCCGGAUAUUCGGCUUCUUGCACCCCAUCGAAGAUGCUCUUCCCCUGCUAGCCCUAGUCAAUCGAAGAUGGCGAAAGAUACUUCUAGAUACACCGAAGCUAUGGAGGAGCAUCCAUGUCCGUUCGGAAGAUUACUCUUCAUUACAAUACACCGUGGUAUCAAUAAUAUUCCGUGUGUACGGGGCCCACGUGCGUGAACUCACGUGGCGUACAGGCUCCCGUGUGUACGAGUCAAUUUUCUGUUUGAUCCCCAAACUCGUCUCGUUGACAACUCUACGGCUUCCUAUCCUAUGGAACAAAUGGGUGGUCGACCAACUCGCCCCUCUGUCAAAACUCGAAGACCUGCAGAUCAACGGUGGGUUUGGCCUGACGGAUGCAGACCUAGCCCAGAUUGCGGACAACUUCCCCGAGCUGAAACGGGUGGUUCUCAACUCAUGCUGGGCCGUGACGUCCAAGGGUGUAGGGAGCUUCCUGGACACGCUGCCCAAGUUGGCAGACUGUAAGCUAAAGAUAAAUGAAGGUUUACCCCUCUGUGACAUGAGGAGUGACUUUGCAAUGCUGCAGGGGAGCAUGAUGGCUAGGAGUGUUGGGGAUGCGGCAAGAGCUAGCACGCUCACCGUCUUGAGUCUGAACUUUGUACCGGUUGAGAUGGAAGAUGUCUGGGGCGUGGUCAACAGCCUUCCUCGACUCAGAAAACUGUCGAUCAGCAACUGUGAGGGUCUACAUGGAGUUCGCUUACACUCCGCUUCCCUUCAGAAGAUUUAUCUUCUCAACUUAUGGUCAGUUCUCUUCGUCAGCAUCAGUGCCCCUUCCCUGCGGUACCUCCGUGUCGACAGUGGACUGGAAUCCAACGAACAUCUUGAAGUAUACGCCGGGAAGCUCAGAACCCUACAGGUAGAUGGCAGCGGUGUCCUCCGUACGUUGACCGUCCAUGGAGGCCGCCUCACCACCGCUGAGAUUCGGAGCUGCCCGCUGUUAGACCCAAGACGCUUCCGUAGUUUUUUCUUGGAGAACCCUUUCUUAACUGAUCUCCUGCUAGGCUGCGUCUGUGGUGACGAGCUGGUCUUGGACCACAUUGGCUGCCCUAGUCUGGAGAGAGUCUGCAUUCAGGGUGACUUUGCAUGCAGUGGGAUGCUACUGAGAUGUCCCAACCUUAGAGUGGUUCAGACGGCUGAGGAGAUCGAACUCCCAGCUCUACGACAGGUCAUCAUCGUAGCAGACCACCUUCUCAAGGUAUCACUUGUGGGGUUGCCCGGUUUGAGUAAUGUCAUGGUACAGUGUGACAGUAUUGAACACAUUGAAGCGAACAUGUGCAGUGACGACGCCCUUUGCUUGCGCUCAUUUGUUGUCCAAGCCAACCGCCACAUCGGGUUCCUACGUCUGUUUGAUUGCUCUAUAGGUGCCCUGAUGCUAAGCACGGCAAGAGCUCACACGGUCGUUCUCUACCGGUGCCAAAUAUCAGACUACGCUCUGAAGAUGGCUAUAAGUUCAUGUCCUAAUAUAUUUCAUCUCAGCAUUGAGAAGUGUGACACCCUGACACGCGUCUCUAUACCAUCUCAAUCGUCGUCCCUUAAGUACUUGAAUUUAUUCGCUUGCAAAAGCUUGGUCCAGGUCUCCGUAGACUGCCACGGCAUUGCAGCAGUGAACUUGGGGCAAUGUUUGAAGACCAGGUUUUUCGCCAGAGGUCUGGAAUACGAUCUGUCCUUGCAUCCUGUUGCCAAGUACCCGAAGAUAGUUCUACCGCAUCAGUCUCUACGAUGGAGCCAUGACCGAGUGCCACAACUAUUUCUCAAUGCGAUGUAGAAAGUAGACAUAAACUAGUAAAAUAUCUGCACAGACGUAUGUGCGGCACCAUAAUGUAGCCCGAGCCCUAAAUGUAGCCUGAGAUGUUUGGGGCUACAUAAUGUAGCCCGAGC